Salvia miltiorrhiza (redroot sage) is the source of this 1547-nucleotide messenger RNA. RefSeq lists its product as uncharacterized. The coding region runs from base 84 to 1514 and encodes 476 amino acids. The record is from RefSeq and is a predicted model, not a curated record. Lineage: Eukaryota; Viridiplantae; Streptophyta; Magnoliopsida; Lamiales; Lamiaceae. The transcript has 4 exons.
UCCCGUGCUCUCAUUAGGGAAGUGGCCUUACCAUCGCAUUAGGGUUCCAUUCCCCUUCUUCCAAAUCAAUCAAUUUUUGAUCGAUGAUGAAUAAUUCUGACGAGAAACGGCUUCUUGUGAUACGUAACCGUGGAGAGUUGGGUGCGUAUUAUAUAACUGCUCUUUCUCCGCGAGAUUUAUCUCUAAUUCCUGAAGAAAGUUUCGAUCUUCCUUUUUUGAAUCCAAAGCAGCGUAUUGAUUCUAACAGUUGCGGAGGUUUGUUGUUUAUCAGCAAUGGUUAUGGCCAUAUUUAUCUUUGCAACCCCACAACUAGAAUGGUUCAGAUGUUUCCUCCCCGGGAAGCCUCUCCAAAUUGUAUCACCUUAUAUCUUGGUGGUGGUGUUUGCUACGAUUCUAAAUCUGAUGAUUACAAAAUCCUAAGAGUUUGUGCACAGUUAUACUCGAAUCCGUGUCUGCACUACACAACUUUUGACUUGUAUUCGUUAAAAAAGAAGUCGUGGAGGGUGAUUCCAAAUCCUACUUUGCCCAAAUAUCUUAAUGCUAAAGUUACAUGUAUUAGAGAUAAAUGUUAUUGGUUUAAUCGGGGUUUUACAGGAGUUGAAUGUUUCGAUUGUAGUGAGGAAAGCUUGUCUCACUUGGCUUUACCACCAAAGACUCGUGGCUUUCUGUAUGAGCUUGUCAAGUUUAGUGAUGAAGAUAUGUUAGGUUUUAUUCGCUAUCGGAAACGAGGAGUUAGUAGUAAAAGCAGUCGUCAUGAUCAGUAUUUUGGGAUUGCACCCGGUUAUUAUUAUGAGCUUUGGGUGUGGAAGGAAGAGUUGCGGGCCUGGAAUAUGAAUUUUAAAGUCUCUCUUGGUGGUGGUGUUGGUUCACCACAGAGGACGAUAUACGAUCAGUUCUCGUUUCUCUCUGGAUGGGCUGGCACACGGUAUGAGGAGUUUGAUGGGAGACAACAUCGUCUAGUAGCUUACAAUUGGAUUAAGAAAGAGUGCAAGGAACUCGGUAUUUAUAAUGGUCGCUAUUUAAUUCAUGUUCAUUGUUAUGUUGAGAGCAACAUUGCGCUGCCUGAUGGAGUGCCAAUCUCCGAAUCCCAUACUCUUUGUCAUAUUUAUUUAGAUGAGGACGAUGAGGACGGCCAUGACCCUGACCUUAGGGAGGAAGACAUUGUUGAAGUUGAUCAACGUUACGUUGAAGCCUGCAAGGAAGAUUUUCUUGAUUAUGCUGAUGCUGACAAAGGAUUCCGUAUUGUUGAGAAUAUAGAGUUGGAGGAUGAGGAGGAGGAGGUUCUAAACAAGGUUGUCACUCCUGACUCGAGGGGGGGCGUCACGAAGAACAUUGGAUUUAGCGCGCAAUCCACUAGCACCUCGCAGGUUCCUCAUUCACCUGCUCUUGAGGCUGAGGUUGCCAGAUUGACUGACGAGUUAGAGCAAAGGAAACGAAAAGAAGAGGAUAUGACCCGUAAGAUGGAGGAGAUGCAGAUGCAGAUAGCGCAGCUCAUGCAGAUAAAUCGACCUUGAUGCCUCCUCAAUCUCACCAUAACCUAGCUCGUU